AUGUGCCUUGAAAAUAUUGCACUUCAAGGUCGUGCGACACAGUCAUCUAUCUAUACAUACAACAAUCAAGAUGGUGGCUAUGCACUAGCUAUGAAUGCAAUAGAUGGGAACUUUGAUACAAACCUUUUUCAUGGGUCAUGUAUGCAUUCCAACUAUGAAUAUGCUCCUUGGUGGAGGGUGGAUUUGCUAGGUUGCUACAAAAUAUCAAAAGUGGUUAUCACAAACAGAGGGGACUGCUGUGGAGAAAGACUGAGAGGGGCUGAAAUUAUCAUCGGAAACUCACUGGCAAAUAAUGGGAACAACAAUCCAAGGUGUGCAGUGAUAACUUCCCUUCCCAAUGGUUUUACACAAGCAUAUAUGUGCCGUAAUAUGGCCGGGCGUUACGUGAAUAUUCAUAUACCUAGAAGAACAGAAUGUCUCCAUGUUUGCGAAGUCCAGAUCUUCGGAGUUCCUGCUUACAACUAA
Messenger RNA from Bombina bombina (fire-bellied toad), 465 nucleotides. Its product is annotated as fucolectin-like. The transcript has 3 exons. The record is from RefSeq and is a predicted model, not a curated record. Bases 1 to 465 code for a protein of 154 amino acids. NCBI's taxonomy places the organism in Eukaryota, Metazoa, Chordata, Amphibia, Anura, Bombinatoridae.